AUGGAAAACGUAUUGAAUACAUUUCCAAUAGACUUUUCCAAACCGCUGUUUUUGAGCUUCAGAAUUCUAAAAAAAUUGAAUGUCAAUUUUUUCGAUGAGCUGCUACCUAUUGUCUAUAUGAAUAUCGGUGUGGAGAUUCUAGUAUCAUCGCUGUCUGCUUUAUUGAGUACACAGUUCACUUUACUUCGCGAUGACUUGACUCAUUGUAAACAAAAUGAUUUACGAAAUAUCGUUAUGGAACAUCAAAUAUUAUUGAGAUUUUCAAAACAGUUAGACGAGAUAUCAAACGUCAUACUAUUCCUGGAUUUGGUGUUUGCUGGUGUCAUCAUAUGCUUUUUUGGCUUCGCUGCCACUAGUUUUGGUAUAACAGAUGCCGCUUAUAACAACAAAUGGUAUAACAGAAAUGCAAGCUAUCGUAGAACUAUUUUAUUCGUAAUGAAGAGGUCUCAGGAGCCGUGUGGUCUGACGUCAUUAAAAUAUUCACCAAUUACACUGAACACGUUCGCUAAGGUUGUUAGUACAACAUGGUCGUACUUUUCAUUAAUCAGAAACUUGUACGGCGAUCACAAUUGA
Leptidea sinapis is the source of this 573-nucleotide messenger RNA. RefSeq names its product putative odorant receptor 92a. Gene Ontology annotation, biological process: detection of chemical stimulus involved in sensory perception of smell; sensory perception of smell. Gene Ontology annotation, cellular component: plasma membrane. The record is from RefSeq and is a predicted model, not a curated record. Gene Ontology annotation, molecular function: olfactory receptor activity; odorant binding. The transcript is spliced from 6 exons. NCBI's taxonomy places the organism in Eukaryota, Metazoa, Arthropoda, Insecta, Lepidoptera, Pieridae. Bases 1 to 573 code for a protein of 190 amino acids.